CUUAAACACGAAGUGCCCUUGUUCGUUCUUCCCCACUGCACCUCAACACCGUCCUCUUACCUGUACUCCUCCUCCUCAGAGACCCAUACGCCUCCCCUUCUCUCCUGCAGAAAUCAGCAGCAACAAUGGCUGAAUCCACCAUCAUCUCCAACACAGCGAAUCUCGAGAAGUACCUCAAGCUCGACCAGAAGGGUUCUAUCAUUGCCGAGUAUGUGUGGAUUGACGGCUCCAACGGCCUCCGCUCCAAGUGCAAGACCCUCACCAAGAAGGUCUCCAGCCUGAAGGAUCUGCCAGAAUGGAAUUUCGACGGCUCGUCCACCGGCCAGGCCCCGGGCGACAACUCGGAUGUCUACCUUCGCCCCGUCGCCUACUACCCGGAUCCCUUCCGUCUGGGUGACAAUGUCCUCGUCAUGUGCGAGACCUGGAUGUCGGACGGCAAGCCCAAUGCCUACAACUUCCGCCACGACGCUGCCGUCGUCAUGGAGCACCACAAGGCCCACGAGUUCUGGUUCGGUCUAGAACAGGAGUACACGCUGCUCGACUUCUACGGCUGGCCAUAUGGCUGGCCCAAGAACGGCUUCCCUGCUCCCCAGGGCCCAUAUUACUGCGGUGUCGGCACCGGCAAGGUCUUCUGCCGCGACAUUGUUGAGGCUCACUACAAGGCCUGCCUGUACGCCGGCAUCCAGAUCUCUGGCACCAAUGCCGAGGUCAUGCCCGCCCAGUGGGAGUACCAGGUCGGCCCCUGCACCGGCAUUGACCUUGGUGACCAAUUGUGGAUGUCCCGCUUCUUCCUCCACCGCGUCGCCGAAGAGUUCGGUGCCAAGGUCACCUUCGCGCCCAAGCCCAUCCCCGGUGACUGGAACGGUGCUGGUCUCCACACCAACGUCUCCACCAAGGAGAUGCGCGCCGAGGGCGGCCUGAAGUACAUCGAGGCCGCCAUGGAGAAGCUCGCUGAGCGUCAAGCCGAGCACAUGGCUGUGUACGGCGAGGACAACCAGCUCCGUAUGACUGGCAAGCACGAGACUGCCUCGUACGACAAGUUCACCUGGGGUGUCGCCAACCGUGGCGCCUCCGUUCGUGUCAACCGCCAGGUCGCCGAGGAGAAGAAGGGCUACUUCGAGGACCGUCGCCCGGCCUCCAACGCCGACCCGUACCAGAUCACCGGCAUAAUCGUCGAGACUCUCGAGGGCAAGGUCGAGGGUGCCGAUAUGGCCAAGAAGGUCGCCGAGGCCGACGUCGUCAUACAAGACACGAUCGUCCCCAUCGCGAAGCCAUAGAUUGCCCUCGUCACACCUCCUAACUACUCACUACCGCUCUCGAACCCCCCGACCUCGAUACCACUCACCACAAAUGUUAUCACCGCCCCCUAGACGCCCUUACAACCCUUGCACGAUGUAAUGCAUGUUAGCCAUUUCCCCUGGGCGCUUCUGUGCGGAUAUAGAGGUGACGCCUUUAUACUUGUAGCGGAUGCUUGUCCCCUUUCUUUCUCCCUCCAUGGGUUCCCUGCUACACGCAAGGGAUUCACACCACACAAAACCCCCCAAACAAAAAACACUACACCCAUAUGUACUCGUAGAGAGAAUUCAUGCUUGGAUCGGAGAAGCUUACUAUCUUAUAACUU
Mytilinidion resinicola is the source of this 1621-nucleotide messenger RNA. Its product is annotated as glutamine synthetase. Bases 126 to 1277 code for a protein of 383 amino acids. The transcript is spliced from 6 exons. The record is from RefSeq and is a predicted model, not a curated record. Lineage: Eukaryota; Fungi; Ascomycota; Dothideomycetes; Mytilinidiales; Mytilinidiaceae. Gene Ontology annotation, molecular function: glutamine synthetase activity. Gene Ontology annotation, cellular component: cytoplasm.